Erigeron canadensis is the source of this 789-nucleotide messenger RNA. RefSeq lists its product as uncharacterized. The transcript has 3 exons. Lineage: Eukaryota; Viridiplantae; Streptophyta; Magnoliopsida; Asterales; Asteraceae. The record is from RefSeq and is a predicted model, not a curated record. Bases 132 to 458 code for a protein of 108 amino acids. Gene Ontology annotation, biological process: developmental process.
UAUAUAUAUGAACAAGUCAAAUUAUCUAGUCACACUACACCAUUCUUCUUAUUUAUUUUCUUCAAGGACUGCCCAGAAAAACCUCCACCCCCCCUCUCUCUCUCUCUCUCUUUUUCUCAUUUUUUCUAUACAUGGUGUACAAAUUUGCUAAGAAAUCAAAAGAGGACAUAAAGAUGGCUGAUUCUUCUGCUUCUUACAUUCACAUGGUGCACCAUCUAAUAGAAGAGUGUUUAAUAUUCAAUAUGAGCAAAGAAGAAUGCAUGGAAUCCCUUUCUAAGCAUGCAAACAUCAUGCCGGCUAUCACUUCAACCGUGUGGAAUGAGCUUGAAAAGGUGAAUAAAGACUUCUUUGAGACAUACAACCACACGAGAAGGGAUCAUCAUCAUCAAACACAAUCGAUUUCAUCGUCGUCGUCGUCCUCUUCUUGUUUAUCAUCAUCAUCAUCAUCAUCACCAUAGAGAAAGUUGAAGUCAGGAUUUCAUAUAUAUUGAAGGAUUAAAUGAUCAUGAGGAUAUGAUUGAGGAGAAAAAAAAAUGGAAAAAGCCGUGUUAAAUUAACCUUUUGGAUAAAAGUUUAUGUAAAAGAUUGUGUUAGAUGUUAGAUGUUUUGAAUAACGUGAUUGUAUCUAUAUAUUUAGAGUACGGGCAAUGUCGUGGUUUUGUUUGAAAACUAACAUUAAUUAAUUAUAUACUGUUAGGUAUAUAUAUAUUGCAUCGAUUGUUCCAUAUUAAUGUACGUUAGAUGUAUAUAUUGGUCUGUUAGUUUAACUCGUUGAUAAGUUUUGGUUUA